This is a messenger RNA of Macadamia integrifolia, 1131 nucleotides long. RefSeq names its product putative Peroxidase 48. Gene Ontology annotation, biological process: hydrogen peroxide catabolic process; response to oxidative stress. The coding region runs from base 48 to 932 and encodes 294 amino acids. The transcript is spliced from 4 exons. The record is from RefSeq and is a predicted model, not a curated record. Gene Ontology annotation, molecular function: peroxidase activity; heme binding. Lineage: Eukaryota; Viridiplantae; Streptophyta; Magnoliopsida; Proteales; Proteaceae. Gene Ontology annotation, cellular component: plant-type cell wall; plasmodesma.
UCUAUCAGGAGAAAUGUGAGCAAGCGGAGCACAUUGUCCUUUCGACUAUGAGAGAACUCACAGCAGAAAACAGUGAAACUCCAGCUGCACUUCUUCGUCUAGUCUUCCAUGAUUGCUUCAUUCGGGGAUGCGACGCUUCCAUUCUUUUAAAAGAUCAUGCUAAUGCAGGUCGGAGUGAGACAGAGGCUGCUCCAAAUCUUACCCUAAAAGGCUUUGCAAUGAUUGAUGUAAUAAAGCAAAGACUUGAAAAUGAAUGUCCACGAACUGUUUCUUGUGCAGAUAUUCUUGUUCUUGCUGCUAGGGAUGGGAUUACCCUCAGUGGUGGGCCUUUUUAUCCUCUUCUUACUGGAAGAAGAGACAGUGCUGAGUCCUUCUAUGAGGACUCCUUUCAAGAUAUUCCAUCACCUGAAGAUAGGAUUGGAAAAAUACUUGGAACUUUCAAGAGAAAGGGAUUUAGUGAAAGAGAGACUGUUACACUGUUAGGUGCUCACAACAUUGGAAGCAUUAACUGCUUCGUCAUUCGGCACCGUGUUGAGAACUUCACAGGAACUGGAAAGCCAGAUGGUACACUAGAUGCUGAUUGGCUCAAUCAUUUGACCUCCCAAUGCAAUAACAAACAGCAUGACAGCUCCCAGUCUAAGAAAAAUAGAAAAACAGCAUUCAACCAACAACUUUCAUCAUCCAUCACAAUGGGGACCAUGUUUGACAUUCAUUAUUACCAGUCUCUGCUGAGACGUAGAGGACUUCUUUUUUCCGAUCAAGAGUUAAUGAGAGACCCAACAGCAGCUGAUGUUGUGAGGACCUACGCCUCUGGUGACGGGUCAGACUUCCAGAUUGAUUUUAUGCAGGCAAUGGCUAAAUUGUCAAACCUAGGUGUCCUCACUGGUUCACAAGGCCAGAUCCGGAUCAACUGCUCUAUGGUUGUCAAAUAGUUGACAGAAUAAGCAUCAUAGUGUUGAUAUGUUUAUCUUUGUUUCCUUUUGAGUUGCAAUUCAAUGUAUUUUUUGUACAUUCUUAUCUUGAUUAACUCCUCUUAAUAAGAAUGGCGCAUUUGUCAGUAAGCCUUUUAGUCAAUCACAAGAAUUUGUGUGUGCGUUCGUAUUGGUUUCUUAUUUAUUCUGUUCAUACUUA